UGUGCGUGGAUGAGUGUAACGAGAGACAGACAAACAGACAGACAGAAAAAGAGGAGAGAUAUGUAAUAGGUAUACUACAGUAGUAGACUGACAAGCCAAGUCAGACAUGCGCUCUUAAAGAGGGAAUCGCGGCAGUGAAAGAGCUCGAGAGCAAAACCCACGUUUCAGUUUGUCGCGUGUGCUGGCACGGCGCGCAUAUCGUUCCACGAAUCUCGGUAAACGAUGUCGAGAAAUAUGUGGAUCGUUUCGACGAAAAAAAACGCGUGCAACGCGAUCGUUUCAACCGACAAGUACGUGUCUCAUGCGUUUCGUUUCACGUGAAUUUUCGCGGAGAAAAGAUAACGCCAUCAUUGAGGGGAAACAAACAUCGAACACGAUACAAUCGCGAUAUCGAUACGAAUUCGUGAAAAUACAGAAGCACGAUCACAUCUAUCAGGUUCAUAAUCUGAGAAUAAGCUUCGUUCGAUUAAUUGACGUAUUAUGUCACAUUCCUACCGUCGCAAACACAAAUGAUUCGGAACUCUGUAUCAAUCGUCGACCAUUUGGUUGCGUCGUGAAUCGUUUUAAUCUAUUACCACCGACUUCAUCGGUAUCAUUCAUCAUAAUUCGUGUUACGGUGGAAUGUGGCCAACCAGAAGCAGUAUUUUCGAUAAUUCUCCUGCAAACAAGACAAAAGCCAACCGCAAUUACCCCGAAUAUGAAGAGACAUUGUGUUCGCAGCUCACAGUCAGCGCAUUCGCAGAUAUCGUACGGCUAUAUUGUUAAUUGCCUUGUGGCAAUUAGCAAUCAAACGGUACUCCUUAGAGCGAAAUAAUGACGGAUUCGCCAAUACCGUCGGUCAGCAACAUUCAGAGUCGAACUCAUACCGCAAGCCAGUCUCAAGUUCAAACGCAAAUUCAAGAUGACAAGAACGAGAAAACGGAGAAGGCUGUUCUUUUGCAAAUUCAAGAGAUCAACAACCAAGUGGCGCAAUUCCGCGAUCUGCUGAUAAACAUCGGUCAACCACGAGACUGUCCGGAACUUCGAGAGAAAAUUCGGAGAUUACGACGACAUUGCGUAGAAGCGUGUAAAAACACGUCCCAGCUCAUACUGCCACAAGUACGAAGAACAACAGAUAUCGGGAUUCCUGUUGACUGCCCAAAUUUGAUGCUGCUCUUUUAUGUUGUGCAAUUAUUCCUGCGCGAGCUCUGCAAAAGUAAGAACCUCAUCCGCAUCGUACCGAUGGAUAUGACGGAAUAUUACGAAACUCGAGCCGGGCCAUCCAACAUCGGCAACGUGAUCUCGCAGAUAGUCCUCUGUAAGCAGAUCACACCGGAUUUCUACGAGGAAGAAUUGUGCAGCAUCCAAAAGGACUCCGAGGAAAUUCGAGGCUUGAUGAACGAACUGCAAGAAUUUAUGCCCCAGUCGGGUGGCGAUAUAGAAAAGUACUCAGCUUUACAGAGUGCCGGAAGUAGGGGUAACCGUCCCAACGGCAGACGGAUGCAUCGAUGGAACCAAAGCCACGAAAGGCCUAGCAGGCCUACCAGACAAUCGUCCUACUUUCGCGGAGCUUUGAAUCUCUUUUGUUGCGCCGCAAGAGCCAACUAUGUUUAAUCGAACUAAACGUACUUGCCCACCUUUCUCUUAAAGAAAUCCUUUCACAAAAGUUUUUAAUAAUUUAUAUGCCUAAUUUCCUUUCGUUUUUAAUUUUCUAUCUGUAAAUUUUAAGACUAAGUGAUAAAAGGAGAAGAAAUUUUCGCUAUA
Bombus pascuorum is the source of this 1743-nucleotide messenger RNA. RefSeq lists its product as uncharacterized. Gene Ontology annotation, cellular component: neuron projection; membrane. The transcript has 6 exons. Gene Ontology annotation, biological process: vesicle-mediated transport; G protein-coupled receptor signaling pathway. The record is from RefSeq and is a predicted model, not a curated record. NCBI's taxonomy places the organism in Eukaryota, Metazoa, Arthropoda, Insecta, Hymenoptera, Apidae. Bases 814 to 1593 code for a protein of 259 amino acids.